This is a messenger RNA of Suillus paluster, 2815 nucleotides long. RefSeq names its product fungal-specific transcription factor domain-containing protein. Gene Ontology annotation, biological process: DNA-templated transcription; regulation of DNA-templated transcription. Gene Ontology annotation, molecular function: transcription cis-regulatory region binding; zinc ion binding; DNA-binding transcription factor activity, RNA polymerase II-specific. Gene Ontology annotation, cellular component: nucleus. NCBI's taxonomy places the organism in Eukaryota, Fungi, Basidiomycota, Agaricomycetes, Boletales, Suillaceae. The coding region runs from base 258 to 2663 and encodes 801 amino acids. The record is from RefSeq and is a predicted model, not a curated record. The transcript is spliced from 17 exons.
AUUCGGUUCCGCCGAUAUCGUUCCACUCGGCACGACUCAAAUGUGCGAACAUAUGUACCCCGCACCCCCGUGCGCCGUAAUACCGGCUCCUGGACCCUUUAAUUCUCGGAAUUUGACUCUUUCCAUCUAAAAUGGGCUGCACUCCUCGUUUGGUAUUCCUCUGAUUACGACUGACUUCAUUUCGAUGAUUGGCACAUACCUGUUCGAUCUCUACAACAUCGGUUUGCUGUUUUAUUCGUUUCCGGUCGACACCACAGAUGAAAUGCGACUUUCCGGAUGGGGCCAGCACUUGCAAGCGUUGUGCAACCGGAGGGCAUCCAUGCAUCGUAGAGGGUCGUAAACCUAGGACAGCACCAAACAAACGGGAGUAUCUCUUGGCUCAGAUCCGUCACAAAGAUCAGAUCAUAGAGUCUCUGCUCAAGCAGUUGCAUAACCCUUAUUUGGCGACGCCGCUUUCGGUUGCAUCCUACAAAGCAGCGACAUCGCCAUCUGACAGUGACAACAUGAACGUUGUUGACUGGCUUGAUCGUCUGCAGGCCAGCAUCAGGCAACCAGGAAUGGGCCCGCCCACUGAUGCCAACUUCCUUCGUAAUCUGCGCAAUCCUUCUGCAGUUGUCGUGGAUGAUUCUGAGGAUGAUGACCCUGAAGCCGACGAGGGUCCCGUCGAAGAAGAGGACGUUGAGAAAGUCAGGGAUAGUCUUCCUGAUGCUGCUGUGCCUAUUGGGCUGCUCGCAAACUUGUCUCUAGACAAGGAUAAAGACAAGGGCAAAGGUAGAGGUCGCCAAGGUGGAAACACUGGCGCUGGUGGAAGUAACGCGAAACCUGAAGACGAUGAUGACAAUGUGGGUGUGGCUAAUAAGGAAUAUUUCUUGCCCGGUCCUGCCUCGAAUUUGAAUAUUCGCAAAACCCUGGUGGAACAGCACACACCGGAGAUAGUUCUCCACGGACUCGUCAACAACGCUGACGUUGAACGGCUGUUCGAUAUAUACUGGAAGCAAAUCAAUCCAUUCAUUGGUCUCCUUGAUCCUACACUGCAUACAUCUCAAUCCAUCUUCCAAAGGUGUCCCUUCCUAUUCACCGUUAUCUGCGCUAUUUCGUCUCGUUAUUACAAGGAGAAGUCUGAGAUCUAUCCUGUUGCUAUGCACUUCGCAAAACACUCCGCGGCUAACGCGCUCAUCGACGGCUGGAAAUCUGUCGAGUUAUGUCAGGCUUAUAUUCUCAUGAGCAUCUAUGCUGUCCCGGCUCGCAGAUGGGAGGAAGACAGGAGCUGGUUAUACACAGGACUUGCUGCGCGGAUCGCGACAGACUUGAAUUUGCAUCAGGUCUCUACGACAAGGCCGCAGACGGAGCGCCAGGAGCGGGAGAUGUUGAAUCGCACUCGCGUGUGGAUGAUAUGUUUUAAUAUCGACAGAUCAACUGCCACGCAGUUUGGCAAGCCCUCGACGAUCAAGGAGGACUAUAUCACUCGUCACUCUGCGGACUGGUACAAAGAAUCUCGUUUCAGAGACAAGUUUGAUAUCCACCUCUGUGCUUAUUCGACACUUCUUCGCAUCGUGGGCCGGUUCCACGAUGAUAUCUUCUCAGACCCCAACUCGCCAAGCGGUUUGAACAAGGGUAUCAACUUCCUUCAGGUUACGUUAGAACACGAUCGUCAUCUUACAAACUAUUUUGAGGAAUGGACCAGGCGCUUUAAUGAGGAAUCUGACCCUGGAGAUCCCGGAAGUUUAUUCCGCUGCACUCUGCUCCCCUUCUUGGUUAGCUAUUCACGUCUUGUCAUGUAUUCUUUCGGGUUCCAACAUGCCUUCCAACGAGGCAUGGAGGCGAGUGACAACGUCUUUCUUGAUAAGUGCUUUGACUCUGCAAAGGUGGUCAUCAAGCAAAUGAUCGAAGUGCUGGCACCCAGUGGUCUUAUGCGCUCGGCCCCUGACGGUCACUUUGUUUUUGCAUCUUUCGCUUCUGCAUUCAUGCUCAAGCUUCUGCGUCCUGAGUUUGCUCAACUGUUGACCCGUCAGAUGGAGGAUGAGAUCUUUGAACUCAUCGGCCGCCUAAUCACGACGCUUCAAGAUGUUGCCAUCGACGAACGUCAUACGCCACGUCUGUAUGCCCGAUUCCUCGCCAGUCUUCUUACGAGACAUAGGAAAGGUGGAGGUGCUGUUGGUGGGCGCCUUCAACACAUUCCACCCCAAAGCCAAAUUUCUCGCCAGCCUCAGCCUCCCACCUUCACUUCGCAUCCUUCGCUAUCAUCUUCAGGUUCGGGAUACUCUGGCGUACCAGGGCCAGGCAUGCCACAACAAGGACGCGACAAUGAUUCCAUGCAGAUGACUCUCAACCGAGACGCUUCGAGCUCUUCAUCGCAGGCCACCACUUCUCCUUCCACGACUCCCAUGAUGCAUUCCGAAGCCGCUUACUCUCACACUCGGCAGACUAACGGAGCUUUAGAUAGCGAUGUGGAUGUUGGGAUGGCAGAUGUCCUAUCGGAGAGCGGGACACUGGCAGCAAUGCAUGCACUGAACGAUGCCUGGUGGAGCAACAUGAUGAUGCCAGGGUUCUCCUGGCCGGAGGGACCACACCUGAAUGGUGUCACAGAAGUUUACAAUCACGGAAUCCCAGGUAUCCACACAGGCUUUGGAGGGUAUACAGCAGAACCACAGCUAGCGAUGUAGCUUUCGCCCGUAGAACAUUGGUGAUAUAACGCUAUCAAGGCUUGGAAAUUUUCUUUUUGGGUGUUCUUUGCUUCCAUUCAGCGCUACUGCAUUCCUCAUCUUGCCCUCGCCACUAUACACUGUAGAUCUAGUCAAGUUUUCCGUCCCAGAAU